This is a messenger RNA of Otolemur garnettii (small-eared galago), 2146 nucleotides long. It is a transcript of the gene FMR1, whose product is annotated as fragile X mental retardation 1. Bases 148 to 1983 code for a protein of 611 amino acids. Gene Ontology annotation, biological process: positive regulation of translation; regulation of mRNA stability; negative regulation of translation. The transcript has 16 exons. Lineage: Eukaryota; Metazoa; Chordata; Mammalia; Primates; Galagidae. The record is from RefSeq and is a predicted model, not a curated record. Gene Ontology annotation, molecular function: translation regulator activity; protein homodimerization activity; mRNA 3'-UTR binding. Gene Ontology annotation, cellular component: nucleus; dendritic spine neck; postsynaptic density.
GGCGGCGACGGUGACGGUGGCGCCGCUGCCGGGGGGCGUGCGGAAGCGCGGCGGCGGCGGCAGCGGCGGCGGCGGCAGCGGCGGCGGCGGCAGGGCUUCGAGCGCCGUUGGCUGCGGGCGCCGGGCUCGAGCAGUGCUGACGAGAAGAUGGAGGAGCUAGUGGUGGAAGUGCGAGGUUCCAAUGGCGCUUUCUACAAGGCAUUUGUAAAAGAUGUUCAUGAGGACUCAAUAACAGUUGCAUUUGAAAACAACUGGCAGCCAGAGAGGCAGAUUCCAUUCCAUGAUGUGAGAUUUCCACCUCCUGUAGGUUAUAAUAAAGAUAUAAAUGAAAGUGAUGAAGUUGAGGUUUAUUCCAGAGCAAAUGAAAAAGAGCCUUGCUGUUGGUGGUUAGCUAAAGUGAGGAUGAUAAAGGGUGAGUUUUACGUGAUAGAAUAUGCUGCAUGUGAUGCUACGUAUAAUGAGAUUGUCACAAUUGAACGUCUGAGAUCAGUGAAUCCCAACAAACCUGCGACAAAAGAUACUUUCCAUAAGAUCAAAUUGGACGUGCCAGAAGACUUACGGCAAAUGUGUGCCAAAGAAUCAACACAUAAGGACUUUAAAAAGGCAGUUGGUGCAUUUUCUGUAACUUAUGAUCCAGAAAAUUAUCAGCUUGUCAUUUUGUCCAUCAAUGAAGUCACCUCAAAGAGAGCACAUAUGCUAAUUGACAUGCACUUUCGGAGUCUGCGCACUAAAUUGUCUCUGAUAUUGAGAAAUGAAGAAGCCAGUAAACAGCUGGAGAGUUCAAGGCAACUUGCCUCAAGGUUUCAUGAACAGUUUAUUGUACGAGAAGAUUUGAUGGGUCUAGCCAUUGGUACUCAUGGUGCUAAUAUUCAGCAAGCUAGAAAAGUUCCUGGGGUCACUGCUAUUGAUCUAGAUGAAGAUACCUGCACAUUUCAUAUUUAUGGAGAGGAUCAGGAUGCAGUGAAGAAGGCUAGAAGCUUUCUUGAGUUUGCUGAAGAUGUCAUACAAGUUCCAAGGAACUUAGUAGGCAAAGUAAUAGGAAAAAAUGGAAAACUGAUUCAGGAGAUUGUGGACAAGUCAGGAGUUGUGAGGGUGAGGAUUGAGGCUGAAAAUGAAAAAAACGUCCCACAAGAAGAGGAAAUUAUGCCACCAAAUUCCCUGCCUUCCAAUAAUUCAAGGGUUGGACCUAAUACCUCAGAAGAAAAAAAACAUUUAGAUAUAAAAGAAAACAGCGCCCAUUUUUCUCAACCAAACAGUACAAAAGUCCAGAGGGGUAUGGUACCAUUCGUUUUUGUGGGAACAAAGGACAGCAUCGCUAAUGCCACUGUUCUUUUGGAUUAUCACCUGAACUAUUUAAAGGAAGUAGACCAGUUGCGUUUGGAGAGAUUACAAAUUGAUGAGCAGUUGCGACAGAUUGGAGCUAGUUCUAGACCACCACCAAAUCGUACAGAUAAGGAAAAAGGCUAUGUGACUGAUGAUGGUCAAGGAAUGGGUCGAGGUAGUAGACCUUACAGAAAUAGGGGGCACGGCAGACGCGGUCCUGGAUAUACUUCAGGAACUAAUUCUGAAGCAUCAAAUGCUUCUGAAACAGAAUCUGACCACAGAGACGAACUCAGUGAUUGGUCAUUAGCUCCAACAGAGGAAGAGAGGGAGAGCUUUCUGCGCAGAGGAGACGGGCGGCGACGUGGAGCAGGAGGAAGAGGACAGGGAGGAAGAGGACGUGGAGGAGGCUUCAAAGGAAACGACGAUCACUCCCGAACAGAUAAUCGUCCACGUAAUCCAAGAGAGGCUAAAGGAAGAACAGCUGAUGGAUCCCUUCAGAUCAGAGUUGACUGCAAUAAUGAAAGGAGUGUCCACACUAAAACAUUACAGAAUACCUCCAGUGAAGGUAAUCGACUGCGCACGGGUAAAGAUCGUAACCAGAAGAAGGAAAAGCCAGACAGCGUGGAUGGUCAACAACCACUUGUGAACGGAGUACCCUAAACUGCAUAAUUCCGAAGUUAUAUUUCCUAUACCAUUUCCAUACUUCUUAUUCCAUAUUAGAAAACUUUGUUAGGCCAAAGACAAAUAGUAGGCAAGAUGGCACAGGGCAUGAAAUGAACACAAAUUCUGCUAAGAAUUUUAUUAUUUUUUUAUUUUUUUAUUU